AAACAAGUUGUAUGUUAUUGUUUAAUUUCGGGCAUGCGCACAACGCUAGAGAGCAAAAAGACAACUGUAUACCUGCCGCUUCCGCUUCAAAACAAUUCCGUUAACGACAUUAAACCUAAAGAUGAUGGAGAACAACAUGGAUGAAGACAGCUCUUCUGCAGUCAAUGUCAACAAUACCAAACAUCACCUUACAUAUCAAGGAGUUCAAUCUGCAACAGUCCGGCGCCCUUUUCUGUUGUUGGUGUGUUUGGGGAUGUUUUGUGUCGUUCUGGUUGGAAAAGUCGUCUACAUGACUGUGAUGACAACCAAGCAGCAUGAAAAUAUCAACAGCCUUACAACUGAAAAAAGUCACCUGGUUCAGCAACAAAAGAUGAUAGAGAGCCAGAUCAAGGAGCUGAUCCGAGAGAAAGAGUUGACCCAAUUCAAAGAAGGAAUUGACCAAGAAAAAGUGGAUCUGAUCCGAGACUUAAAUCAGCUGCGCCGCGACUUAUUGGAGGUAAACCGAGACAGAGAGAAGCUGAAGCAAGACAGAGAGGUGUUGAGACAAGAUGCAGAGGAGCUGAAACGAGACAGAGAAAAGCUUACUGAAGACAGAAAGAAGCUAAGCCAAGACAGAGAAAAGGUUAAUCAAGACAAAGAGGAGGUGAUCCGAGACAGAGAGGAGCUGAGGCAAAAAAGGGAGGAGCUGAAUCAAAAGAGAAGAGAGUUUAACAAAGACAAAGAGGAACUGAGAAAAAAGAAAGAGGAGGUGAUUCAGAAGACAGAGAAGCUGAACAAAGAGAAACAGGAGCUGACCAAAGAGAAACAGAAAGUUAAUGAAGAAAAAAAGAAGGUGAAAAAGGAGACAGAAAAGGAUCUGAGAAAAAGGACAAAGGAGCUCAAUAGAGAGAAAAAGCAGCUGAAUAAAGAAAAAGAGGAGUUGAACAAAGAUGAAGAGAAGCUUCUCAAAGAUAAAGAACAACUGAGGAGAGAAAAAGAACAACUCAGGAAAGGGACAGAGGAGCUUCGCAAAGGGACAGAGGAGUUUAGCAAAGAGACAGAGGAGCUGAGCAAAGAGACAGAGGAGCUGAACAAAGAGACAGAGGAGCUGAACAAAGAGAUUGAGGAGCUGAGCAAAGAGAAAGAUGAGUUGAGCAAAGAGUUAGAGAAGAUGAGGACAAAGCAAGAGGAGCUGAGCAAAGAGGAAGAUGAGCUGACUAAAGAGAAAGAGGAGCUGAGGAAAAAUCAAGAGAAGCUCAGCAAAAUGAAAGAGGAGCUGACCAAAGAGAAAGAAGAGCUCAACAAAGAAAAAAAGGAGCUGCCCAAAGAGAACGAAGAGCUGGGCAUUUAA
Molecule: messenger RNA, 1330 nt
Organism: Poecilia latipinna (sailfin molly)
Lineage: Eukaryota; Metazoa; Chordata; Actinopteri; Cyprinodontiformes; Poeciliidae
Product: golgin subfamily A member 6-like protein 22
Exons: 6
Coding region: 122-1330 (402 amino acids)
Source: RefSeq, a predicted model, not a curated record